AUGCGCGCAGCGCUGCUGGCCGCCCUGCUGGCUGUGGUCUCAGCGCCCAGCACCCAGGCCGUGUGGCUGGGGAGGCUGGAUCCUCAGCAGCUCAUGGGGUCCUGGUACGUCCUCGCCGUGGCCUCGGGGGAGAAGGACUUUGCGCUGGAGAAGGCCACGAAGAGUGUCGAGGGGGUCGAGGUGAUGCUGACGUCCCAGAACACCCUGAAGAUGCGGGCUUCCCGGCACAGGCUGGAGAGAUGCCACCUGCAGGCUGUGGAGCUGCGGAGACAAAAUUCCGGAUGGGUCUUCGGGAAUCCCUCCCUGGGCGUGCUGGAGUACCGGGUGCUGGGCACCAACUUCAGGGACUACGCCAUAGUGUUCACGCAGCUGGAGGCCCAGGAGGAGGCCUUCAGCACCGUGGAGCUGUACAGCCGGACGGCCCUGGCCAGUCAGGAGGCCCUGGGCCGCUUCGCCAAGUGGAGCCGGAGCCUGGGCUUCCUGUCGCAGCAGCAGGCCGAGCUCCAGAGGGACUGUGAGUGUCGCCAGAUGCUGGGGGGCUGUUUGCCGGCCUGA
Budorcas taxicolor (takin) is the source of this 555-nucleotide messenger RNA. It is a transcript of the gene LCN6, whose product is annotated as lipocalin 6. The record is from RefSeq and is a predicted model, not a curated record. The transcript is spliced from 5 exons. Lineage: Eukaryota; Metazoa; Chordata; Mammalia; Artiodactyla; Bovidae. The coding region runs from base 1 to 555 and encodes 184 amino acids. Gene Ontology annotation, molecular function: small molecule binding.